CAUCCACCUAAUGUGUACCUUGGGGAAAGUCAACGGAGAAAGGGUUAAAAUCAUUAAGCACUGAAUUCCGACCAUCAUUUUGAGAACACUUCUUAGAUUAGAUAGACACAGUCCAAUAUUUAGCUAAGAAAGACAACUGGAAUGCCCCAAAGCUUACAUUAAUCAUUCAUUAAUCUCACAUUAUCCACCUCUUUUUCACUUUUUCUUUCUUUCUCUUCCUCUCUCUGCCUCCAGUUCCCAAGCAUUCUAAACCCAGUGCUGGAGUCAGUAGAUGCUGUGGCCAGCACAUGUGAGCAAACCCUAAUGGAGAUGGCCAAAGGCUUACCAACUGCAGAACAUUACGCCACACUGGAGGAGCUGAUAGACAUCAACCAGCACCACCUUAAUGUGAUGGGUGUGGGCCACCCCUCGCUAGAUGCCCUGUGUAGAGUCACACUGACUCGAGGGCUGCACAGUAAGCUGACGGGGGCCGGAGGGGGAGGGUGUGGCAUCACUCUCCUGAGACCAGACACAGACAGUUCUGUGGUCCAGAACACCAUUCAGGACUUGAAAGACAGUGGCUAUGAAUGCUGGGAAACGAGCAUCGGCGUGUCUGGAAUCCAGCUGCAUUCUCCCAAGAGCGUUAAAGAGGAAGUAAUGAAUGUUUUCAACAGCUACUAACAGCAGCGUUUGGACGUACAUGAUAGAGGGCCAGACACCACCCCAACAGUCACAAAGAGCCUACGAAAGCAAGGCUACUGCAGAAGUGUCUUAUGGGUGUAAGCCAUUGAGGACCUGUUUCCCUCCAGGAACUGGGUGUUAGCCUGUCAGAGACUGGUGGUGUGUCAGUUCUCCAUCAGAUGUUAUACAUUGCACUAUGAAAAUGAUCCUCAAAGAAGGAAGGCAAAUGUAUAUGCCUGCCAAUAUGUCAUGCCCGUGUGUGUGUUUGGUGUGGAAUGACAAUUUUUGUAUUCAGGCAUGUUCUAAAUGGCUUGCUUUUCAUAUUGUUACAUGGUAAUAAAUAAUAAUAACAUGACUGGACUGUUUAAGGUGCAAAAGUAUCCCUUAAAACUCUUAUAUCCUAACGUUAACGGGAAGUGGAUCUCUCAGAUGGUUUUUGGUAGUUGCUUUGCAUCUGGGUGACCAGUAGAUGGCAUCAGCCGGUCAGGUAAAGAGUGCUCGCUCUCGCUGAGAAAAAUGAAUUUUCUGGACUCAAUCGAGCUUGAUAGGCACUCAUAAUCAUUUCAUUUAAUCACUUCAUUUUUACACAUUGUCAAUCAGUCAUAUGAUAAUAUGCUGCAUGUGUAUCCUGGAAACCAUACACAAAGAGACAGUAAUGAAGCCUAUUGGAGAAAGAGUUAUUUAUGACAUUUCAGUUUUCAUAUGAAAGUAAACAAUAAAUGAUGUCCUUAUUACA
This is a messenger RNA of Clupea harengus (Atlantic herring), 1396 nucleotides long. RefSeq names its product mevalonate kinase (gene mvk). Gene Ontology annotation, cellular component: cytosol; cytoplasm. Lineage: Eukaryota; Metazoa; Chordata; Actinopteri; Clupeiformes; Clupeidae. Gene Ontology annotation, biological process: isoprenoid biosynthetic process; cholesterol biosynthetic process; isopentenyl diphosphate biosynthetic process, mevalonate pathway. The record is from RefSeq and is a predicted model, not a curated record. The transcript is spliced from 3 exons. The coding region runs from base 304 to 660 and encodes 118 amino acids. Gene Ontology annotation, molecular function: ATP binding; mevalonate kinase activity.